Molecule: messenger RNA, 2562 nt
Organism: Colletotrichum truncatum
Lineage: Eukaryota; Fungi; Ascomycota; Sordariomycetes; Glomerellales; Glomerellaceae
Biological process (GO): positive regulation of transcription by RNA polymerase II
Cellular component (GO): nucleus
Molecular function (GO): RNA polymerase II cis-regulatory region sequence-specific DNA binding; DNA-binding transcription factor activity, RNA polymerase II-specific; zinc ion binding
Source: RefSeq, a predicted model, not a curated record
AUGACCGCUCCUAUAACCCAACAACAGUCCGCUCAAGCAAAGGAUGCCGCUGCCGCCGCCUCUGUUCGCAAGAGGAGGAGACGCGCUCCCGCUGGCGGUGCCGCUGACGACUGUUUCACCUGCUCCAAGAGAAACGUCAAGUGUGAUCGAAGACGGCCUUACUGCUCACAAUGUCUCGAGAUUGGUAACGAGUGCUCUGGCUACAAGACCCAACUGACAUGGGGAGUCGGUGUCGCCAGCAGAGGCAAGCUUCGCGGCUUGUCUCUCCCCAUUGCAAAAGCGCCCCCAGUCGCCGGUGUUGCAAAGAAGUCACCUCCGCGGCCCCGCGCCAACUCAACUGCCACCUCCGCUGGCUGGGCAGAUGCCGAGGAUUUGUCUCGAAGGAAUAUGCGCGAUGAUGGCGGCUUCUCCCCAGAACACGUUGGCUCGGCCCCGACCACGCCUUACCCUCACAACUACGACUUCCUCUCCAUGUCACAUCCUGAGCCCGCAUCCUCUCUUACCACAGCGCACUGGAACAACCUUUCAUAUUCUAGCAGUAUACCAACCGAGGGGCCCAACUAUCGUAAGCUGGGCGCUCACCUCGGACCGAUUCCCAUCUCGGGGGCCCUGUCUUCGUCCCUCGAGUCCGUGAGUGAUGCCGAUUACAUGUCGCCCAUUAGCCACUCAUAUUCGAGAGACGAUAUCCCUUUCCUGCACAGCCCUACAGUUUUGUAUGAUGGUUACAGCGCCCACGGCUCGCCGAAUCCUCAGAGCCCCAUAUCCGCCAUUCUCAUUGACCAGCGCGCCCCAACGUCCUGUCCGAGCCUUGUGUACGCACCAUCCGAACAGGGUUCAAGCCUCACGUCGCACAUGGACAACUUCGAGAGCCAGCUGAGUCAGAAACUGAUGCGGGAGUGUGAUACUCUAAGCGUUCCCGAGAUGGAUGCGUACAGCACAAGCUGCAACUCGAGCGGCCACGUCUGGACGUCACCGCCCCCCGAAGAGAUGUCUCCGCACCAUUCUGAUCACCAAACGUCGGCUCAGUGGCCGACCAUGUUCGAGCCUCAGGCCGUUCAUGUCAACCCCGACCUCGUCGCCAAGAUGCCAUUUUUCAUGGACUAUUACAAGAAUAUCAUGUGCCCUUCCAUGGUCUUCAUUGACGGACCCGGCAACCCAUACAGAGAGCACAUCCUUCAGUUGGCCCAGAACAGUCAGAGUUUACAGCAUGCCAUCUGUGCCCUGUCUGCCUGCAACUUGCGGAUGAAGCGGAGACUUAGUCUGGGUCAAGAUACCCGGGAGCUUUCCGAGAAGCUCAUGGCCGAGAAAUCGGGCCCUGACUCAUUGACAGAUGCACAGCCCGAAGACCAGUCUCUCUCUGAGGAGUACCAACAUCGGAAUCUCGCAGUGCAUCUGCUCAACCAGCAGCUCAAUGACCCAGCCAAGUCCAGCCAUGACUCUGUUCUGGCAACCAUUCUGUUGCUGUGUCACUACCGCAUGGUCGAGUCUGGCAUUGCAAAGUUUCAUACACAGUUCGCUGGCGUCAAGAAGAUUCUUUCGAUGCGCCGGUCGCAAAACCUCGCACCAUCCCGCGACUCUGCAUGGAUGGAAGCCAUUUUUACAUAUUUUGACGCCAUUUCAGCGAGCAUCAAUGACCGAGAGGCACAGCUCAACACAACAUUCUACGGAGUCAUGCCCGAUGCUCAACUGCUUCCUCCUGGUGCUGAGAACAUGGUUGGUUGCGACCGUGAGCUCUUCAAAACCAUCAGCAGGCUCGGCAGACUGAACCUUCUCUCCCAACACCGAGCGGUUCAAAACCCCUUGACGCACAGCAUCCCGUCGAGGUCUCAGUCACCGCUUGGCUCGCCAUUGGCCCACGCUUACAAGGGAAGCCUCAACAGCUUGCAUCAGCAGCAAUUGAGCGAUGCUUAUAGCAUGUCUAGCCACCGUUUCGACGGCAAUGGCUUCGGUUCGACCCUAGAUGAGGACGAAUUCCUGUGCUCCCCAGUGACUUACGAGGACCACCGCAACAACUUCUGGCGGGAGUGGAGGGAGGCUCGCUUUGCUCUCCAAAGCUGGGAAUUCGACUCAGCGCGUGUUCUCGCCUCGCUCCCCACCCCGGCCACCACCGCUCAAGUCCGCGAUCUGGGCUCGUUGUCGGAGGCGUUCCGCUACGCCGCGCUGCUCUACACGGAGCGGCUGGCGUCGCCAAACGUGCCUUCAACGCACAGCAGCUUCCAGAACCUCGUGUCUCAAGUGGUCUACUACGCCACGAGUCUCGAGGCCGGCAGCUCUGCCGAGAAGUUCCUAUUGUGGCCGCUCUUUGUGGCGGGUAGCGAGUGCGUCAACGAGCUCCAGCAGAACAUUGUUCGGAGUAAAUGCCGCGACAUCAUGGCCCGUUCUGGUUACAUGAACAACCUAGCGGCGCUAGAUGUGCUGGAAAGGCUCUGGGCCGGCGAAUGGGAGAAGAACGAGCCGCGGAGCCCCGCGGCGGUAAAGCUCGAGGCGAUGCGCAGAGGUCCGUUCAACUGGACUAGGUGCAUCGGCGGGCCCGGGGUUGAAGUUGAGUGGAUCAUGUUUUGA